AUGCGUGAGGCCUUGAGAUUCGCUACGAAGGCACCAACCACCACGGAGAUCGAUGCACUGUUUACGAAAGCUUUGCGGCGUGUGCAAGAUGCUAGAUUGAUUAUAACUUCAACAGACUUUCCUGAAGAUACGCAUCGGAACUCAUCCAUCAUACCCCUCCCAUACAAAGCUACGAAUAGGUUGACGUUUGGUGUCACCCAGCAAGCUCAGGAUGCGGACUUGGUUCUACGUUUACCGCUCGAAGAUAAAGAUGGCUAUAUUUCAUUUGAAACUGGUAUAACAUGCCAGAUUAUCUACCAUCCUGGGAAGGAUGACUGCCUUUUGGUAAACCAUGCAGAACGGCAAUUACGCCUGACAAACUUCAGUUCAUCUCCGGCUCUCUGUGUAUCUAUUGGAGAGAAGAAAAGUCACUUCCUCCAGCCCGGCAUGCGGAGAAUAUCUAUAGACGGCGACAAUAAAGAUUCUGGAGAAUAUCAUCUUGCUGAGUUUUGGCUUCGUGAAAGACAAUUUGACAUCUCAAUUCGGACAGCGAAUAGCCCAUCGCGAACAAAGCGAGGCAUUGACGAUGGCGCUGAAGAGAAUGUCAACAAGAGACAAAAGCGAAACAAUGAUCUCACAGGAACUACCCUCAUCCGACCUUUAAACAAGACGAGUAUAGAGCCAAGGCCUACCGCCAUUGGCACUGAGAGCACUGAUGCCCGGGAUCUAGCUCUCACGUCAUCUGUCCAGAAGAUUCCCAACAAAACAAUAGUCUCCCUUCUAGAUCUCGCAAAUGGAGAAGAAGCCGACAUCCAGGCUCUGCAAGAUAGGCCCGACAGCUCUCAAUCAGUGUCUGCAGCAAAAGGACCAGCAAGCUAUCAACUACGCCGGGUCAAGCAAAUUGCAGCUACAGCAUCCGCGAGUGUUUUUCAUUGCAUACGCUCUUCUGAGCUUGUAGCCACCAAAGUCCUUCGAUACGACAGGGAGUCACCUCUUGUUUCUUCGUCCUUGUGGAAGACAGAAAAAAACACACUUGAGAAGUUAAAACAUAGGAACGUUGUAGCGCUCAAGGCGUUCGAUGGUCGCAUGCUUGCGAUAUACCUAGAGCCUCUCCCAGAAUCUCUUUAUCGGGGAGUUAGGGCCAAAUAUUCACAAUCGGCCAUUUUUCAAAUAUUGCUUGAUAUUUCAUCCGCUUUGGUGUACUUGAAGACGAUCCCAAUCGUCCAUAACGAUAUCAAGCCACGCAAUAUUACCUACUCCUCUCAGCGUGGCGCUGUUCUUAUCGAUUUUGGAUUGGCUACGAGCGCCAGUAAAUGGAAUGCAGGAGGCACGCUUUGGUACCUCCCUCCAGAUCUCCUAACCUCCAAUUCGCGUGGAUCACCAGGGGACAUAUGGGCGUUAGGCAUUACCAUGCUCUACUUGCUUGGCAAGAUCGAUUAUCCGGAGGAAAAGAAGAAAAAGACUACCUGUCCAGAGGAAGACUCCGAGAGGCGCGAUUGGCCCAUACUCAACCUCCUUCAUAACGACGAAAAUCAAAUUAAGAUGAAAACAUGGCUACAGUACAUUUUUUCUGUCAGAGCCAAAUUAAGUCCAGUAUACGUGGGGACUGGGAUAAGCAAGCUCGAGUCCAUAGUGUUCCAUAUGCUUAAUGCUAACAAGGAACUGCGAUUCAAUGCGGAGGAUAUUAGUUCUGCCCUCGAGUCAUCAAUGGCAGCUCCAUUGCUGCUGAAGGUUUGA
Messenger RNA from Trichoderma atroviride IMI 206040, 1716 nucleotides. Lineage: Eukaryota; Fungi; Ascomycota; Sordariomycetes; Hypocreales; Hypocreaceae. The record is from RefSeq and is a predicted model, not a curated record.